AUGAGGAUGUGUGACAGAGGUAUCCAGAUGUUGAUCACCACUGUGGGAGCUUUCGCUGCGUUUAGUUUAAUGACCAUUGCGGUGGGCACAGACUACUGGCUGUAUUCCCGAGGCGUAUGUAGGACUAAGUCUACAAGUGAUAACGAAACCAGUCGGAAGAACGAGGAAGUCAUGACCCAUUCAGGGCUUUGGAGGACCUGCUGCCUGGAAGGUGCUUUCCGAGGGGUAUGUAAGAAAAUUGACCAUUUCCCUGAAGAUGCAGACUAUGAACAAGACACAGCUGAGUAUCUGCUGAGGGCUGUGAGAGCAUCCAGUGUCUUUCCCAUCCUCAGUGUGGGACUACUAUUCUUUGGGGGCCUCUGCGUGGCAGCGAGUGAGUUCUACAAAAGCAGGCACAAUGUCAUUCUCAGUGCGGGGAUCUUUUUUGUAUCUGCAGGAUUAAGUAACAUCAUCGGGAUUAUAGUUUAUAUCUCAGCAAAUGCUGGAGACCCUGGCCAAAGUGACUCCAAAAAAAGUUACUCCUACGGCUGGUCCUUUUAUUUCGGAGCCUUAUCUUUCAUCAUCGCAGAAAUCGUGGGUGUCAUCGCCGUGCACAUAUACAUUGAGAAGCACAGGCAGAUCCGGGCCAAAUCACAUUCUGAGUUGCUGAAGAAAUCCACCUUUGCCCGCCUCCCACCCUACAGGUACAGGUUCCGGAGGCGAUCCAGCUCCCGGUCCACAGAACCCUGCUCCCGAGACCUGUCCCCUAUCAGCAAAGGCUUCCACACCAUCCCUUCCACUGACAUCUCCAUGUUCACCCUCUCCCGGGACCCCUCCAAGGUCACAAUGGGGACCCUCCUCAACUCCGAUCGAGACCAUACGUUUUUACAGCUCCACAACUCCAUUCCCAAAGAGUUCAAGGAGUCACUGCACAAUAAUCCUGCCAACAGGCGCACCACACCUGUCUGAGUGGACCUUGGCCCUCUGCCCUCUGCCCAGUCUUUCCCAUGCCCAGUGCAGCCUUUGGGGGAAGUGUACAGAGGUUUCUGUCAGAUUGCAUGGCAUAGUCCCCGUGAUGGUAUUACCAGUGAAACCCUUGUUUAUAAAGAAUAAAACCAAAUGGGCCUCAGCCCUCCCCCCAGUCUUUACUCCUCUGCCCUCCUUUCUGAGACAGUUUCCCUUUCUGAGGUCCUAGCCUGAAAGCCAGCCCUACAUGACCAAUCAGUUUCUGGGUCUCUCAGUGCCAGAUGUUUCCUCCUCUUUCUUCAUUGGAUAGAAAGAUCUUGGCCUUCUUUCCUCCUUCAUCCAGAAAGGAUCUGGAGGCAUUCCAAAUGGAUUGGGGGAGGGCUCCACCAAUCAUGUGAAUAGGUAUAUAUCCCUAUCAUCCAUCCACACUGAGCCUCUGCAGAUCCAGUGACUCGGGAGUCCCACUCCAGGGGGAAUCAUUAACCUGAUAGUUACGUGUUACAAGAAAUUGCCUAGAAAUCAAGAACGUCCAA
Messenger RNA from Vombatus ursinus (common wombat), 1478 nucleotides. RefSeq names its product calcium voltage-gated channel auxiliary subunit gamma 3 (gene CACNG3). Bases 1 to 948 code for a protein of 315 amino acids. NCBI's taxonomy places the organism in Eukaryota, Metazoa, Chordata, Mammalia, Diprotodontia, Vombatidae. Gene Ontology annotation, biological process: neurotransmitter receptor internalization; postsynaptic neurotransmitter receptor diffusion trapping; neurotransmitter receptor transport, postsynaptic endosome to lysosome. The transcript is spliced from 4 exons. Gene Ontology annotation, molecular function: voltage-gated calcium channel activity; channel regulator activity. The record is from RefSeq and is a predicted model, not a curated record. Gene Ontology annotation, cellular component: AMPA glutamate receptor complex; postsynaptic density membrane.